AGUUGUUCCAAGAUGAAGCAUCUAGUUUACGCAGUUCAACCAUGGCCUCUCUUUCUAACAACAAUCACCUUCAUGUUUACCUUAUUGCUUUUCUUCUUCAAGCUCUCCAAGAAGAAAGAUACAUCAAACUUGCCCCCCUCUCCACCGAAACUUCCUGUCAUAGGCAACCUCCACCAGCUAGGUUCGCUAGCUCAUCGCUCUUUGCAAGCUUUAUCAGAGAAGUAUGGGCCGAUAAUGCUCCUACAAUUAGGCAGUGUCCCCACUGUUGUAGUCUCUUCAGCAGAGAUGGCUUGCAAAAUCAUGAAAACGCACGAUUUAAUCUUCGCAAGUCGACCUCCUUUGAGCAUGACCAAAAGGCUCCUAUAUGAUAGCGAUGUGGCAUUUACGCCCUACGGCGAAUAUUGGAGGCAAGUGAGAAGGGUAUGCGUCGUUCACUUGUUGAGCCUUAAGAGGGUGCAAUCAUUUCGAUUAGUAAGGGAAGAAGAGGUGUCACUUUUGGUAGAGAAAAUACGUGAAUCUUGCAAUGGCGUAGUUAAUUUGAGUGAGAUGCUACUUAAUCUUACCAAUAACGUAAUAUGUAGAGUGGCUUUAAGAAGGAAAUAUUUUGGAGAGGAAGGAGAAGGGUAUAAUUUUAGUGAGAUGCUUAAAGAAUUUAUUUGUUUGUUGGGAUCAUUUCCUGUUGGGGAUUUCAUCCCUUGGCUUGGUUGGAUUGAUUUGUUGAGUGGGCUUGAUGCAAGAGUGACAAAGAAUUUUAGAGAAUUGGAUGGCUUUCUUGAAAGAGUAUUGGAUGACCAUCUUCAUGAUAAGGGUACUUCAAGCAAUGAUGAGGAGGAUAGGAGUUUUGUGGAGGUGUUGCUUUCGCUGGAUGAGAAGGAUGACAUGGCAGGCAUUUCCUUAAGCAGAGACAACUUGAAAGCCAUAAUUUUGGACAUGUUCUCAGCUGGGACAGACACGACAUAUACUGUAAUUGAAUGGGCGAUGGCAGAGCUCAUCAAGAAUCCAAAAGCAAUGAAGAGAGUACAAGAAGAGGUACGAGGAGUUACCGGAGGUAAACGAAAGAUCACAGAGGAAAACAUCGAUAGAAUGAAGUACUUAAAGGCAGUAAUUAAAGAAACUCUAAGGAUGCAUCCUCCUAUUCCUUUAUUGAUUCCUCGAGAAUCCAUGGAAGAUGUUGAAUUGCAAGGCUACCAUAUCCCCGCUGGAACUAGAGUCAUUAUGAAUGGUUGGGCAAUUGGUAGGGAUCCAAAAUCAUGGGAUAAGCCCAGAGAAUUUUAUCCUGAAAGAUUUGGCAGUUACGACGUUGAUUUUAAAGGACAAGACUUUAGGCUUAUACCGUUUGGUGCAGGAAGAAGAGGUUGCCCUGGAAUUGGAUUCGGGAUGGCUACAAUUGAACUCACCCUUGCUCAUCUCCUGAAUCACUUUGACUGGGGAUUUUCUGAUGGGAUGAAAGAGGAAGUUCUUGACAUGAGAGAGUCACCUGGUUUUGUAGCUCAUAAAGCAUCCAGUCUAGUUCUUAUCGCUAAACCGCGAUUCGCUUAGAUUCACCUGGGAAUCUUUAACCUCCUCAUUCGUCAAUUUCCCGUUUGUGGUCUUAUCGGCAAUACGCAAUACGUAGCGGAUGUUUAUUUCCUAUGGAUAUCACAUGUGUGUUCUCUUAAGGUGUGCACGUUCUUGACUAUGUCUGUAGUAUGAUAUAUACAUGCGGCGCGAAAUUUGUAUGUGAUGUGCUUGUAUUCA
Asparagus officinalis (garden asparagus) is the source of this 1737-nucleotide messenger RNA. RefSeq names its product cytochrome P450 71A1-like. Gene Ontology annotation, molecular function: heme binding; monooxygenase activity; iron ion binding. The coding region runs from base 13 to 1539 and encodes 508 amino acids. Lineage: Eukaryota; Viridiplantae; Streptophyta; Magnoliopsida; Asparagales; Asparagaceae. The record is from RefSeq and is a predicted model, not a curated record. The transcript has 2 exons.